CUCAUCUAUGUGAAGAGAGAAAGAACCUGGAAUGGUCUUUAGGCACCACCCACCUCUGCAAAUGAAUCACUGCAGUGUCAACCCUGCACUGAUUCCAUGAAUUGCCAAACAGGAUGAGAACUUCGGGACGAUCUGCAAUAUCCUCUUUCUGGAAGCAGUUGUCUUCAUAAGCUCCAUCUUGUUCACCAAACAUGAGUGCCCGGAGCCGGAGCCGGAGCCAGAGCCAUCGAAAUUACCCCACUGAGGUGGGGGCCAUUAUUGGCCGCCUGAUCAGCAUGCAUCUUCAGGCUUCAGAUACCUAUCUCUCUCUGGGAUUUUUCUUCAAAGGUAACACAUCUGUGGAAGGCCUGGUUCACUUCUUCCGAAAUCUGUCUGAAGAGAAGCGCCAGGGUGCCUAUCUUCUGAUGCAAAGUCAGCAGAGCAGCUGUGACCUCUACUUUACUGGGCAGACACUGCCCUCCUAUCAGUGUGAUGGGAGCCUGGAUGCCAUGGAAACUUCCUUGGCCUUGGAGAAGAACCUGAAUCAAGUCCUUCUGGAUCUGCACGCCCUGGGGUUUGCUAACUCAGACCUCCAACUCUGCCACUUCUUGGAGACACACUUCUUAGAGAAGGAGGCGAAGCUCAUCGAGAAGAUUACCGACAACCUGAGGAACCUCCGCCAGCAGGCGACUGAGGUUGACAGCCUGAGUGAGUAUCUCCUCAAAAAGCUCACGUUCAAUGGUGACUAGACACUUCCUGGAGUCUAUGGCCCAUGCCUUUGCAGGGCUGCCUCUGUCUUGCUGAUAGCAGCUUCUUGCCCAGCUCAGCAUCACCCGCUAAAGCCAAACGCCAAAUGGAAACAAAAACGUUUCUUUGUGUAGACAAAAACAGCUAUAUUGGGGGUGGCAUGAAGGACUGAUUGUCUGACAGUCUCUAGCAGUGUUAAGUAAACCAUUCUUUUCUGAGUCAUCUGUAUACUAAAGAACCAAACCUGUGUUUUGCCUGACCAAAAAGCCAUAAAAUUGUAUGCAAUAUUAAUGGUGUUGUGAUUUGAACCAAUUCUGGCUGCUGGACUGCGCUCCAGAUAUAUUCUAAAAAUGUGUGAUUAAUUUUUUGCCUAGCAGCAAAGAGAACUAUCUGGACUAUAUCAUAUUAAACCUUGCCAAGUUCCCACCAAUCACCAUAUAAUCGCUGUUCCUUAUGUCCAAGUUGAUGUGAUGCCAUCCGCUUAUUCCGGGGAACCCAAGAAGAAGCAGCCCCGUGAAAGCCAUCAGGACAUUGUCAUUCUGUUGUUGCUGAGAACACGACUAUCAUACCAUGUACUGAUCUUGCCAUGAAGCUUCUCACGGAAACUUUGGAGUGGACAUAUCACUAAUUGCCUGCUGAACUGCUUAAGGCUAACUUUGCAAUCCGAAUAGAGUAAAUAAAUAAGACUGUGUAAGCAUUACCGUAUGUUACAUCUUUUACUAAUGCGUAUGUGUUAUGGGUUCUUUUAUGAUGCCACCUUAGGGUCAAU
Molecule: messenger RNA, 1495 nt
Organism: Meriones unguiculatus (Mongolian gerbil)
Lineage: Eukaryota; Metazoa; Chordata; Mammalia; Rodentia; Muridae
Product: ferritin light chain-like
Exons: 2
Coding region: 192-728 (178 amino acids)
Biological process (GO): iron ion transport; intracellular iron ion homeostasis
Cellular component (GO): cytoplasm
Molecular function (GO): ferric iron binding; ferrous iron binding
Source: RefSeq, a predicted model, not a curated record